Molecule: messenger RNA, 621 nt
Organism: Aureobasidium melanogenum CBS 110374
Lineage: Eukaryota; Fungi; Ascomycota; Dothideomycetes; Dothideales; Saccotheciaceae
Exons: 1
Coding region: 1-621 (206 amino acids)
Source: RefSeq, a predicted model, not a curated record
AUGGCCAACAUGAACACGCUGACUGAAGCCGAAGCUGCUACUGGAAGUGGUGGCGCUGGUGGUAUGUCCGAGCGCGGCAGAACAGCUCCCGUAUUAGCGCCGCUUCUCGGAGGGGUCUUCAAAAAUAGAAAAUCCCGAGCCGCAGAAGACACUGGAGAACGAGGUUUUCAACGCAUCAGUGGUCGCAAGUUGCCUAGCGCUUUCUCAGCCGGCAUGACUUCUGCUCCACCAAUGCUCAUGCCGUCUGCCUUUGACAAUGACCGUAACAUGAGCACGACUUCAGUGUAUCGUGAUAGCACGUAUUACGGAGCAGCUGGCUCGCCAUUCGAUGAUCCCGAGAAUGAAAUCGGCACGAACGAAACUAUCAAUCCUGGACCAGCACGGCAAGCAAGGAUUCACCAUCCUUACACCAUGAGUCCGACAAGUGCAACGUCCGAAAACGCUUCUCCUACCAGUCCUACCUUUCCCAUCCAAGGACACAGGUUGACACCUGAACCCGGACAGAAUGCUCCCCUCAUGACACCUUUGACUCCGCAAGCCCGGGCUCAUAGGAGCGUCACCCCCGCCACACUGUCAAGCUUCGAUGGAAGCAGGGGAAGCAGAUUCACCGAAGAAGUCUGA